This is a messenger RNA of Eremothecium gossypii ATCC 10895, 2106 nucleotides long. It is a transcript of the gene TEA1, whose product is annotated as Tea1p. Lineage: Eukaryota; Fungi; Ascomycota; Saccharomycetes; Saccharomycetales; Saccharomycetaceae. Gene Ontology annotation, biological process: regulation of DNA-templated transcription; DNA-templated transcription. The transcript has a single exon. Gene Ontology annotation, molecular function: zinc ion binding; DNA binding; DNA-binding transcription factor activity, RNA polymerase II-specific. Bases 1 to 2106 code for a protein of 701 amino acids. The record is from RefSeq and is marked provisional.
AUGGCCAAGGCUAUACAAGAGACGGGACCAAGUUCGCAGCUUGAGAUAAGGUGCGAGGCGUCACCUGUCCGCGGGCCCUUGACAGAAGAACCGGCGGAGCGAGAAAGCUACACAGGGGUCAGUAAGAAGAGGCUGGCCUGCACUAACUGCCGACGGCGGCGGAAGAAGUGCGAUCUUAAUUACCCUUGUUCGAGCUGCCUACGACUGAAGCUCGAAUGCAACGUAAACGAUGAGGAUCUGCGCAAGAAACGGUACUCUAUCACGUACGUUAAGAACCUGGAGACACAGGUGGCGUUCCUGGAGAGUAAGGUGCGAGAGCUAGCAGACACUGUGGCGCUAAGGGACCGUGGGCUAGAGGGGCAACCGCUUGAAGGGCAAAGAUUCAGAAACCUUGCGGGUGCAGAGAGCGCCAUGGAGGGCCACUACCAGUGCCAACAGAUGCUUCGGGAUACCAGUGGUGUUGUUUCCAACGAGAAGGAGCACACAGGCAACCAGUGCGAGCUCCAGCUCAUGCAGCCUGAUAUGGAAUUCGAACGGCCGCUUUCGUCGACAUCACAGUCAUCUGUAUCUCGAUCUUCCGGUUCGCAAUCAUCCUCCAGUCCAGGUGACAACGAUAUACUACGGCGACGGAAGUUUUUGAAGGGCAGUAUCUACCCAGACCGCCCAAUGAGUUACCAGCAAAAAAGCACUCCAGCCGAAAAAGAACUUGGUAGUACGGAGCGCAUCUGUGACCUUCGUACAGCAGUGAUAUUGAGGACAAAGGAUCGCCCGAGCUCAAUGCUCAACAAUGACCCCAAGAUCUUGAAAAGUCUGUCCAAUUUUUACACAUGGUUAUACCCUGGGCACUUCAUCUUCCUGCAUCGGGAGUCUUUCCUUUAUGGCUUUUUUAACAAUAGUGACAGCUAUGAAAGCUCGCGGUACUGCUCGGAGGAAUUGAUCUACGCGAUGGCCGCGGUCGGAUCUCGCCUAUCGAUUGAGUUGCACUCGGAAAGCGAGCAGUACGCUCAGACGGCAAAAGACAGGCUCCUCCGCAUAGUCUUUGACGAGCAAAGUCCUGCAAAGAUUACUACCGUGCAAGCGCUCCUUUGCCUCGCAUUCUACGAGCUCGGUAACGGUAAUAACCAGCUUGCAUGGUCCUUCAGCGGCUUGGCAAUCCGCGUGGGGUACGACAUCGGCUUCCAGCUCGAUCCCAAGGUCUGGGUAACAGACGAAGACAGUUCCGCUCUCAGCGAAAGUGAGCUGGAGAUCCGCUCGCGCAUCUAUUGGGGCUGCUACAUCGCCGACCACCUCAUCUGCCUCCUCCUAGGCAGAACGCCGACCCUCAGCGUUUCCAAUUCAACCAUCCCGGAGAGCGACGAGCUACCUGAAAUAGACGGAACCGAGGACUUCCGCUUCGACAGCAAGUGCGUGCUGCAAAUAUCCUUGCCGCUGAAGAAUCUAAUCAUCCUCUCUCGCAUCAUCCAGAUUUUCACCGCAAAGAUCUUCAUCGAGCCCAGCAACACGCUGCAGCGCAUUGAGUACCUCUUGAAAUUCAACCUCAAGGUCUACCACUGGCGCCAGUCGUUGCCCGACUUUCUCAAGUGGUCCCAGGCCCGCAUCAACGAUCCCGAUAUCAGCACCGACCCCACUAUCUCCUACUUCUGGUACCACUACUACAUCGUCCUGCUGACCUUCAAUCGCCCCUUCGUAGACGCCUGCACAGAGGCCAAGGCGGUUGUGCUUGAGGCACUCGCAGACCUCCGCGCCCUCCUCUCCGUCUUCCGCUGGCGGUUCUCGCUUUCCAAGGCCUCAAUUUACCACCUCUAUAGCUGCCUCGUCGCCAUUGACUGCGCCGACGCCCUCGUCAUGCUGCUCCCUGAUCCACUCAUAACCACCGCCCUCCCGGACCCUGCCGCAGAGCCUUCCUUCUUCCGUCGCGUGCUUCAGGACCUCGCUCCCGCAUACGAUCUCCCUCGCCGCUGCGCCGCUCCGCCGUCCGAUCCCCUCCGCCACCACCUAGCCUCCCUGCACUUUGCCCAUGACUUCUCCCUCUCCGACGAGAUUGACGAUCUCAUCCGCCAAGUCUUUGGCUUCGAUCGCAACCUUCAGCCAGCCCACCAUCUCUGA